UAGCCAUUAGCUGCUAGCGCCUCGCUAAAAUCGCUUUAACUACAGCCUAAACUCAGCGUGAUAUUUCACAGCGGAGUAGUGGUAACUGAUACCACUGAAAUUAAAGCGAGCUACAACAAACCACCGAGUCAGUGCGCCGAAAAACAGGCAGUUAUUCCAGCUUCACCGUGCAGUCGAUAGCGGCUGAAGUACCAGAGCUAGCCAGCGUUAGCUGUGUUUUCUAACAUCCAGCCAUGAGUCUGGCGGGGAGCCGUGAACCCAGAAAGACUGCGGGGAACCGCAUGUCCAAACUACUGGAUGCUGAAGAAGAGGACGAGUUCUACAAAACAACUUAUGGAGGCUUCAAUGACGAAUCGGGAGACGACGAGUACCACGGAGAACACUCGGAUACGGAGGACGAGGUGGACAGUGACUUUGACAUCGACGAGGGCGACGAGCCAGACAGCGACCAGGAGGAGGACGCCCCGCGGAGGAAGAGCCGCGUCGUCACUAAAGCUUACAAGGAGCCUAUUAAGGUGGCAAAACCCAAACCCAAGAAACCCCACGAGGAGCAGAAGAAGACGGAAAAAAGCAAAGUGGAGCUAAAGAGGAGGAUCCCUCAAGAAUUCCAGGAUUUUGCUGAAACUCGUAAGUCCGUGCGUCAGUCCACCAGCGAGCACACGCGCAAGACCAACCUGCGGCUUCAAGAGCGUCAGGACGCCCCCCGGAGGCGGCGGGGCGCUCACCGCGACAGACCCCUGACCCAGGAGGAACUGCUGGCCGAGGCGAAAAUAACAGCCGAGGUCAACAUCCGAUCCCUCGAAAACUAUGAGCGUCUUGAAGCGGACAAGAAGAAACAAGUCCAUAAAAAGCGGCGUUUUGAGGGGCCGACGAUCCGGUACCACUCGGUGCUCAUGCCCCUCGUCUCCCACUCAGUCCUGAAGGAAGAAAACGUCGACGUGGAGGGUCUGGAUCAGGACGUUCCUCAGACGGCUCCUCAGAAUCCCGCCACGCCCUCCCAGCAGCCCGCCGGGGGCCUGUGCUCCCGCACCUACAUCACCUUCAGCGACGACGAGGCCUUCGAGGCGGCCUUCCCGCACGGCGCCCGCUCCAGCCCGCAGCUGCCCGUCCAGGAGGUGUGUCCCGUCACCCACAAGGCCGCGCUGUACCGCGACCCGGUCACCGACAUACCGUACGCCAACACGCGCGCCUUCCGCAUCAUCCGGGAGGCGUACCGCAAAUACGUGGCCGCCCACGGCUUCCCGAACACGUCGGGAGGCUCGACGGGACUGGAGUCCUCGGCGGCGAAGGGCGCGCGGCAGAAAAUGGUGGUCAAGCAGAGCGCCGCUGCGACAUAAAGGACUUCAAAACAGGCACAGACGUAUGUUUUUUGUUUUUUUUGUUUUUUUUUUAAUCUGGAAAAUGCCCGCCGGUCUGGACCUUUCGUUGUUUCUUCCCUCAGUCUCGUCUCAGCGUAACAAACUGCAGAGUUCUGGGGGUUGAACAGCCUGCCACACUUGGAUUUAAGAACAUUAAAAAGUACAGCAAACAUGAACACAACCAAGUCCUCCGAACUGCACACGGCCUUAUUCUGGAAGCACCUGUCUGUGUGUUUGUCGGAGAUAAAGACGACCCAGGUGCAGUGGAAGAGACGCCGCCACUGUCUGGGAUCCAGGAUCAGGGCGGAUCUGCACGUUGGCAGCUUUUCUUUUCCUCAAGAUGACUUGUAUUUUAUACUCGUUAAAUGUGUUUGUUUCUACAGUUGUACAACAGGAAAAAAAUAAA
Messenger RNA from Salarias fasciatus (jewelled blenny), 1764 nucleotides. It is a transcript of the gene vps72a, whose product is annotated as vacuolar protein sorting 72 homolog a. The transcript has 6 exons. NCBI's taxonomy places the organism in Eukaryota, Metazoa, Chordata, Actinopteri, Blenniiformes, Blenniidae. The coding region runs from base 234 to 1337 and encodes 367 amino acids. The record is from RefSeq and is a predicted model, not a curated record. Gene Ontology annotation, cellular component: nucleus.